GUCAGAUGACAGACUCCGCCCAAGUGUUUUGGUUCCGCAGAGAGAUAACACUGCCAGAAUAUGCAGGUUUUUCAUGUUUAUUUCAAAACGUAGGAAACAAUGAUUCUGAUAGCUCGUUUACUCUAACAGGGUGAGACAGAACAGAGCUUAGAGCGGAAGUUAUCUUGGCUCCAGCUUGUCUUUGACAGACUGAUAUAACUAAAGGUCUGGAAGCGGAUCGGAAUGAUCCAACCCUCCUCAUUGGUCAUCGAAGAUGGAUCCCCCAGAGGUCGAGCUACGGUGGCUGGCCAUGCUGAUCCGGAUGCCCCCUCUACUCCCGUUGAAGUGGACGCUGCCGUUGUGCUGCUUGGGGCGAGUGUUACUGCCAUCACACAUCCUCUCUUAUACGUCAAACUGCUAAUUCAGUUGGGGCAUGAACCUCUUCCUCCAGCUGUGGGGACAACAAUGUUUGGGAGAAGAGUUUUAUAUCUGCCUGGUUUCUUUAGCUAUGCAAAGUACAUUGUGAAAGUCGAUGGAAAGCUGGGACUCUUCCGUGGCCUCACACCUCGUAUUGUAUCCAGCACCAUUUCCACUGUGUUCAGGGGAAAAAUUAAACAGAUGGAGUUUCUGUCUGAAAAAGACGAGCCGCAGAAUUCCCUCAGGAAAGUGGUCAGAGGGACAUCACAUGAGAUGAUCUUUCAGUGCUUUUCAAGAUUAGCUACGCAUCCCUUUCAUGUUAUAUCAGUUCGGUGUAUGGCCCAGUUUGUUGGGAGAGAGGCCAAGUACAGUGGUGUUUUUGGAUGCAUUGUGAAGAUAUUUAAGGAGGAAGGAUUGACUGGAUUUUAUAUUGGUUUUGUUCCACAUUUGCUGGGAGAGGUCCUGUUCCUGUGGUGCUGUAACCUACUGGCUCACUUUAUCAACACCUAUGCUGUUGAUGACAGUUUUAGUCAGGCAUCAGCAAUAAGAGGCUACACAAAGUUUGUGAUGGGCAUUACAGUGAGUGUUCUCACUUAUCCAUUUACGCUGGUUGCUGAUAUAAUGGCUAUCAACAAUUGUGGUCUAGCUGCAGGCCUUCCUCCUCAGUCUCCCAUCUUCAAAUCCUGGCUGCACUGUUGGAAUUAUCUGAGUACCAAGGGUCAGCUCCACAGAGGUUCAAGCUUCUUUUUCCGCCGUGCGCCCAUAAAUUUACUGCCUUCCAUUGAAGACUGAUUAUGUUUAUGACCUGCCAGGCUGUUUUCAGUUGUUGUCCAGAAAGAGCAGGAGCUCAUCGCUAAAACUGCAUUCCAUCAUACAGAUAAAAGGUUUUCUGAUUAAGAUUUAGCUUUUUACAGAAUUAACUAUCAUUUCAGCUGUUUGGACUUCAAGAAAUGUGGGUGAGAACUCUGUUAAAAGUAUGAUGAAACCAACACCACAGCCCUAUUAAUAUGCCUUCAUCUUCAGUGCUGGUCAGCUACCUUGGUGCAAAUUGACCUUGAUGAUGAUCAGCAUUUGUUUUUUUUUAGCUUCCUGUCUGAACCUUUUGUGACUUCUGCAGCUCUUAAUUUAUGCAAAAUAAACAUCGGUACAUAAAGCAGCUUAAGCAUCAUCUUAAGAACUGGGUUGAUUUCUUUUUGUUACUGAGUUAAAGUAGCAAAGUUCAGUUAUUAAGGAUAACUAAAACUAUAAUGUAGUAUUUUCUCAAGGCUUGGCCCUAUUGUUUAGUAUCCAUCUAUCCUUUCCUCCAGUGGGUCAGAGAGGAAAACAACAAGAAAAGGGACGAGAGGGACAAAACUUAGAACAAAUAAUGGAUGUCUAUUCUAUUAAAAUUUCUGCAUAUGUAUAAUGGGUGUUUUAUGUGUCGUCUUCUCAAUUUAGAGGGACCCCUGUCUGUUAUUGCCUAGGUCCUCAAAUUUCCUGAAUCUGCCCCUGCAGGAAAGUGUUCUUGAGGCUUCCUGGUCAGAUUCCAGGACUUUCUCAACCACCUAUUCUGGAAGUGAAAGCGCAGCAUUUCUACCACAAGCUCCUCCGUGAAAUUCAAGCUCCUUGCCUUACCUCAUAAGCCUGAGUCCAGCCACCCUAGGAAAGAAAAGGCUAAGUUACUGGUAUCCUAGAUCUAAUUUUUGUUAUUCUGGAUCAAAUUUUCAUUCAGUUUGAAUAUAGACUGGUAAAUUGAAAACUUUGCUGUAAUCUGAGCUGUUUACCCAGAGCUAAUGUGUAUUGCUUGUUCCCAAUUUGGGCUC
Cyprinodon variegatus (sheepshead minnow) is the source of this 2198-nucleotide messenger RNA. It is a transcript of the gene mtch1, whose product is annotated as mitochondrial carrier 1. Lineage: Eukaryota; Metazoa; Chordata; Actinopteri; Cyprinodontiformes; Cyprinodontidae. Gene Ontology annotation, biological process: positive regulation of apoptotic process. The coding region runs from base 223 to 1188 and encodes 321 amino acids. Gene Ontology annotation, cellular component: membrane; mitochondrion. The record is from RefSeq and is a predicted model, not a curated record. The transcript has 12 exons.